GCGCGCGCGGGCGCACAAGCGAGACGUCACCGCGCCACCUGUGCGGGCACGAGGUGGACGUCACCCUUUUUUCUUUGACCCAGGCGCAGAGGCACCAGGCCAGCAAGUCCGCCUCCUCCUUCCCGUCCAUGUCACGCUUCCUUCACCUCCCUUGUCCUCUUUCCCCUCCCCCUGGAUUCCUACCUGUCGCCUCGCCGGCUCAAGGGUCUCUCUCGCGUCUCCGUCUCAUCCCUUCUCGCCUCUUAUUAUUCUUCUUCUUCUUUUCUUUAUCCUGUGGAAGGCGUUCUUGGGUGGGGAGAGAUCAAGAACCGGAGCUGUCCGUGGCCGGUGGUUCGCCUGUCCCGAGCUCGAUUAGUUACCCUUUGUCUCGGUUCUUGGUGCGUGGUCAAUCGGGACUACAGAGAAUUGGAGUUUCUUGUGGGAGUUUCAGGGUCACUUCGAGGUGAAAGCGGACUGAGCGGGAGGCGAGGCGAUCGACGGCGAACUGAAUUCCUAGUUUGUUGCAGGCUCAAGCUUUGGUUUUCUGAAGUACUGGAAACGUUCUCGAUUGGCGAAAAGUUUGUGAGAUUUUUGUCUUCUGGCUACAGAAAAUUCGACCCUCAGAUAACCUCGAGUCAUGGGUUGGUUAAAUAAAAUAUUUAAAGGUUCAGUAAAUAGAGUUUCAAGGGGCCAUUAUGAUGGAAGCUGGCAUGAAGGUCAUUCAUCAGAUAACGCCAGAGGAGCGUAUGAUGAAAGUGAUAAUGAAGAUAUAGAUCGUGCUAUUGCACUGUCUUUAUCAGAAGAACAAAAUAAGGGAAAAGCUGUUGAUAUCGAUUAUAAUUUGGAGGAAGAUGAACAACUUGCACGAGCUCUCCAGGAGAGCCUUAAUGCUGACUCUCCUCCACGUCAGAAUAUUCCUGUUGAGAAUGUUCCAUCAGAGCCCCCAAGAGAGCUGCCUCCGAUUCUAUUUGCCUCAAGUGGAUCCAGAACUUGUGCUGGAUGCAAAAACCCAAUUGGUCAUGGACGUUUUCUUAGCUGUAUGGAUUCAGUAUGGCAUCCUCAGUGCUUCAGGUGUUUUGCUUGUAACAAGCCCAUCUCUGAGUAUGAGUUUGCUAUGCAUGAAGAUCAGCCAUACCACAAAUCAUGCUACAAAGAUUUUUUCCAUCCAAAAUGUGAUGUCUGCAAGAACUUUAUUCCAACGAACAGGAAUGGGCUGAUCGAAUACCGAGCACAUCCAUUCUGGAUGCAAAAGUACUGUCCUUCCCAUGAAGAUGAUGGCACUCCUAGGUGUUGCAGUUGUGAAAGAAUGGAGCCGAUGGACAUCAAAUACAUCACAUUAGAUGAUGGGAGGAAACUCUGCUUGGAAUGUCUCAAUUCUUCAAUAAUGGAUACACCAGAGUGUCAACAGCUGUAUAUGGACAUUCAGGAAUUUUUUGAAGGUCUGAACAUGAAAGUGGAGCAACAAGUUCCAAUACUCUUGGUUGAGAGACAGGCUCUAAAUGAGGCUUUAGAAACUGAGAAAAAUGGGCAUCAUCUUCCUGAAACAAGGGGACUAUGUCUUUCUGAAGAGCAAAUUGUCAGAACGAUCUUAAGAAGACCAAUAAUUGGACCGGGAAACAGAAUUAUAGAUAUGAUCACAGCACCAUAUAAGCUGGAAAGACGAUGUGAAGUGACUGCAAUCCUGAUAUUAUAUGGGUUGCCGAGAUUACAAACUGGCUCAAUUCUCGCCCAUGAAAUGAUGCAUGCUUAUCUACGUCUGAAAGGAUUUCGGUCUCUUAGUCCUCAGGUUGAAGAAGGCAUAUGCCAAGUUCUUUCCCACAUGUGGCUCGAGUCAGAGAUCAUCUUUGGUUCUAGUAUCGACAUAUCAGCCACCUCAGUGGCAUCUUCGUCGUCGUCAUCUUCAACUCCAACCACAUCAAAGAAGGGCGCAAAGACCGAAUUCGAGAAGAAGCUCGGAGCAUUCAUCAAACAUCAGAUCGAAACGGAUUCAUCUGAGGCAUACGGAGAUGGUUUUCGAGCUGCCAAUCGGGCUGUCGAAAGCUAUGGCCUGAGAAGUACCCUUAAUCAUAUGAAAAUGACAGGGUCUUUCCCAUAUUGAUCAUUCCUCAAUUGUGAGGAUUGAUGCAUAUUUGGAGAUUAUUGGAGUUACAUAUACCCUCAUCAUGGUAGCAUUAAUUUACAGUAAAUUGAGAAAAGAAAGAAGAGGAUUGAAUAGGACAUAAAUUGCACCAAUGCUUUCUUGUUGUCUUUGAAAUAAUACAUGUAAGUCUUCCUAUAGAGAGGUUUUAUAGUUUUUCACAGUGAACACAUCCUUGGAAAAGAACAGGCAAUCAGAAGAUAAUUUUGCUGAGUUAUGUACUUAUGUAACACCUUUUGUAUCUGAAUGUAUUUAUUUCAUUCACUCCAAUAAUUUCAUUUUUAUUUUUGAAGGAAUGAAA
Oryza sativa Japonica Group (Japanese rice) is the source of this 2417-nucleotide messenger RNA. RefSeq names its product protein DA1-related 1. NCBI's taxonomy places the organism in Eukaryota, Viridiplantae, Streptophyta, Magnoliopsida, Poales, Poaceae. The record is from RefSeq and is a predicted model, not a curated record. Gene Ontology annotation, molecular function: ubiquitin binding.